AUGUUAAACAGAAAUCACGAGGAAGGACACGAACAUCUAUAUCGCGAUUACUUUGCGGAUAACUGUGUAUACGGGGAGAAAGACUUCAAAAGAAGAUUUCGUUUGAGUAGGGAUGUGUUCUUACGAAUCGCUAACGCCUUGGAAAUCCGGUACGAAUUUUUUCAAUUAAGAUAUGAUGCUAGAGGUAGACGGGGGUUUACAACGUUGCAGAAAUGUGUUGCGGCCAUUCAUUUGAUGGCUAUGGGGGAGUCACCCGACACCAUGGACGACUAUAUGAGAAUGUCCGAAAGAACCGCAAGAGAGACUUGGAAAGGGCAAUACGCAAGUGCUCAUCACGGAUCACCUUCAUUGGUGUUAGAGGCUGUCGCUUCUCAAGAUUUAUGGAUUUGGCAUGUAUUUUUUGGGGUUGCGGGUUCCAACAACGAUGCCAACGUUCUUGAUCAGUCGCCAAUAUUCGACGAUCUUUUGAAUGGAAAAGCCCCGGAUGCUCCUUUCACGGUGAAUGGAAACGAAUACAAAUAUGAGUAUUACCUUACAGAUGGAAUAUAUUCUCAGUAUUCCACAUUCGUGAAAGCAUUCCGCCACUCGGUUGAAGAACGAGACAAUUUUUUUAAGAGAAGACAAGAAGGAGCACGUAAGGAUGUGGAACAUGCUUUUGGAGUGCUGAAGGCGAAGUGGCAUAUAGUCGAACAUGAAGCACAACCAUUGGAUUUAGAAACUUUACGAUAUAUCAUGUAUGCAUGUAUUAUAAUGCAUAACAUGGUAAUAGAAGAUAAAGGGAGAAAUAUUGCACACUAUAUCCCAACAGAGCCCAGACACGUUCAGUUUCAACCGGGAACAACAGAUUAUUUGCAUCGCGUUGUUAACAUUCAGGACGCAAAUAAACACAGACAACUUCGAGAGGAUUUGGCGGAUUAUAUCUUCUAUGGUAACAAUAACGAUAACGAAUAG
Messenger RNA from Lactuca sativa (garden lettuce), 951 nucleotides. RefSeq lists its product as uncharacterized. NCBI's taxonomy places the organism in Eukaryota, Viridiplantae, Streptophyta, Magnoliopsida, Asterales, Asteraceae. The record is from RefSeq and is a predicted model, not a curated record.